This is a messenger RNA of Aspergillus japonicus CBS 114.51, 509 nucleotides long. RefSeq lists its product as uncharacterized. The transcript has a single exon. Lineage: Eukaryota; Fungi; Ascomycota; Eurotiomycetes; Eurotiales; Aspergillaceae. The record is from RefSeq and is a predicted model, not a curated record. The coding region runs from base 108 to 371 and encodes 87 amino acids.
GGUGCAUACGGUAGGUAUAUCGAGUGGUUAUAGUUUACCCAAAGGACUACCGCUUUUCAAUAUACAGUACAACCCCAUCACCUCUACGGUAGUCCUUGCCAGAGAAGAUGAAGUCUUCCACUGUACUGUACUCCACCAUCAAUCAUCGCAUUACUACUUACACCCUCCCCAUCCCCAGCACAGCACACCCAAAGAGACAGCGCGAUCCACCCUUCCCUUCCAGUUCCAAACAGAGAACCAAACACCUCGCACCACCUGCAGCAACAACCUCAUCUACUAGAAAGCAGCAAGCAUCUCCCAAAACAGGCAACCCCUCAACAUGCCAAAGACAGGAUGAGGAAGGAAUACAAACAAGAACUCCUCCUCUCUAACGAAACUAAACCACAUCAGGCUAAUCCCCCAGCCAGCCAGCUCCGCACGACAACCGUUUGUUUGAUCCCAAUCUCAAAACGCUUCGCAUCGCCGUUCAUGAAAAGAUCAUCAGCUACCAAGAAAGCGAACAAACAUCG